AUGAAAGCAUACGCCAUUGCCCUCAUAGUUUGUUCCUCUGUGAUUGCAGCUUUGAUCCUAUUAUGUUGUUUCUUAAAAAAUAGGUUUAAAAAGAAGCCAAAAACGGUAUUUGCCCCCGCCACUACAACCACCAAUUAUAGGCCUCCUCCUUCCCGUCCGGUCGAAAGGGAUGUUGAGAAGGGACUAGACAAGCCAAAAACAAGCCGCACCAAGGAUGGUGGCAUGCUUAUUUUGGCCGGGGCUGGUGCUGCCGUAGCUGCUGCAGCCGUAACAACAGCUGUUGUCACUAGCAGCAGCGGUUAUGAUGGAGGCGGCGGCGGUGGGGAUGGAGGCGGCGGUGGUGGUUGUGGAGGUGGGUGUGGAGGUGGUGGUUGUGGAGGUGGGUGCGGAGGAUGA
This is a messenger RNA of Impatiens glandulifera, 396 nucleotides long. RefSeq names its product zinc finger protein ZIC 2-like. Lineage: Eukaryota; Viridiplantae; Streptophyta; Magnoliopsida; Ericales; Balsaminaceae. The coding region runs from base 1 to 396 and encodes 131 amino acids. The record is from RefSeq and is a predicted model, not a curated record. The transcript has a single exon.